Molecule: messenger RNA, 1101 nt
Organism: Postia placenta MAD-698-R-SB12
Lineage: Eukaryota; Fungi; Basidiomycota; Agaricomycetes; Polyporales; Adustoporiaceae
Exons: 6
Coding region: 1-1101 (366 amino acids)
Source: RefSeq, a predicted model, not a curated record
AUGCUGUGGCUUCAGAUAGCCAGCCAGACGGCCGUCGCCCUCCUCGCUCUUGUGGCACGCAUCCAAACCUACGGCAACUUCAGCACCUCAUACACGGUCGCCCUCUUACUCGACGCGGCGUGGCCACAUCUGCUCUUUAUUGCAGAUGAUGUCACCCACUCCUAUAUCAAGUCCAAUUUCUUGCUUGCGGCUCCUCCAGCACGUUACUCGCUCCCGGCGGCACCGACGAUACCAUCCUCGAAAGACCUGCUUCAAUGGAUGCAUACCCCCGAUGUCUAUGAAAGUCUGCACAUACCAUCACUCACUGCGACUUCCAUUACACGGCCAUCUACUGUCACUGCAACAUCGAACAGUACGACGUCCUCUAUGCGGCUCGAAUAUCCAACGAAGGACAUUGUCAUACGGGAGGAGCUCAUUAAUCCUGCCGCUUCUAUCUUGACGUACCUCGUGGCAUAUGGUACCUUCACGAUUGCAAUCGCAUGCUGCAGCGUCUAUCUCGUUCUAAAACGCCAUCAACGAGGGCGUAUCCUCUCGGUCAAUGUUGAGGCUAAAUCGGAAGAUAACACCAGCGCACUUCCACCAUUUAUUGAAGAGCUUAUUCUCAACGGUAGGAAUGCCUCGACAGACAAUAUACCCCACGCCCCCAGACAAAAGUCCAAUCUAUCCACAUUCUGGACUGUUGAAAGUCACGAAAGUAUGGUUUCAUGGCUUCGCGAAGUACCGACAAUGAAUGAGCUGAGCGUAGAUGCAUGGAUAGGAAUUUCUGCAGACCGAACCGCCCUAUACCCUGAUGCAGUGCCACAAUCUGAGAGAGGUGGCAUUGCCAAUACCUUUGAUACCCAGGCCGCUCAAACGGCGCAGACAUCGCUGGAGCAUGCAUCUGCAGACCCCCAUCUUGAUUCCACCGACAUGGAGACAACAACAAACAAUGUUUAUGAGACAACGCCCCUCGAGGGCGACCAUGUGCCCAUGGACCUGUCCCUGUCAACCGACGUUGGUACACGCAUCCAUGAUGUGAACCACGCGGCAGGAAAUCCAUGCCACGACAGGGGGUGCACGAGGAAGGAAAGAAGCAACCAGCGGCGCGUUCGGAUGAGUUGA